Molecule: messenger RNA, 866 nt
Organism: Sinocyclocheilus grahami
Lineage: Eukaryota; Metazoa; Chordata; Actinopteri; Cypriniformes; Cyprinidae
Exons: 3
Coding region: 1-636 (211 amino acids)
Source: RefSeq, a predicted model, not a curated record
AUGAUUAUAGACGACAGGAAAGAAAACAAAAAGGAGCGACAGCUGCCAGUUAAAGACACCCGCAUCAAGCUGGCAGGCCAGGACAAAGAUCCAGAGGUCCAGCAUUGGGUCAAGCCUCAGGAGAAACAGGUGAAUGGUGAUGGCCCCUUAAACUCCCCAACCAAUGACAAAAUGGUGCGAGCCGAGCUGGACUGGACAGUUCCCAUGUGUGUGCACCUACCCAUUGAAGUUCUGAACCUUGACCAGGCGUUUCCCUUCUUGAACACCACACUCGCUGACCUGGGCAUCGAAGAAUCAGCGGUGAAGGAGCGUGUGGUGUGGGUGGACACUAAGCGCACCCGUGUGAAGGGGAAGUCUGGGAAGCUGAAGGAGAAGGAGGUGACCGUUCUGGAGGUGCGUGUGAAAGCGCAGCACCCUGGAGAGCGUCAGUGUCAGGAGGUUCUCUACAGCACCGAGUCCCAUACCGAUCGCUCCUUCUGCAGAAGCGGGGUGGACAUCAUCCCGUGGAGACACACACAGCCAGCUGAAAAUGAACGCCAGCCAGUGGAAAUGACUCUGGCUUUGGACACACUGUCAGAGUCCAAGUCCAAUUGGCAGAAGACCGAAGAAAAACGAGACUUGCCAAGCGAGGAAUGAGUGGUAGACGUUUGACAGCUAGGCUAAAGCAACCUAACACCUCAGAUGACACUUUCAGAUUUUGGGCGUUUUAAACUGGUGCACAACAGUUUAAAUUCUGUGUGCUAUGCUGUAACUGAAGGAUACAUUUGACUUAUUUUAAGUGACCGUAUAACUGAAGUUUUGUGGGUAAUGUUCAACAAAAAGAGGUUUCAAUCUCUUGCUUUUUUUUGUAUUUUAGAAUAUUCAUA